AAAGUAACGAAACCAAUUUUGCCAGCCAAAAAUGCCGCCGCCGCCGCCGCGGCGUGCGCUGCCUCUGCCGCAUUUCACCCUCCCUCCCCUCGCCGGCGAGGACCACUUAUUCGUGGCAGCGCUCCGCUCCCACAUCUCUGCCUCGCCGACCACAGCCGCCGCCUCGCUCUCCCGCUUCCUCCCGGGCCUCACCCCGCUCCGCCUCACCCACCUCAUCCUUCUUCUCGGCCCGUUGCUUGCCAAGGGGAUCCCGCACGGCCUCCUCGCGGCGCUCCUCCCUUUGUCUCCUCCGCCGCUCCCGCUCGCCGUCCUGCUCCACUCCCUCCCGCCGCGCCGCUGCGCCGAGCUCCUCGCCUCAGUUCUCCGCUCCGUCUCGCCGCAUGCCUUCCCAGACCUCCUACACCACGUCCUCCUAACCGCCCGCCUCGCCAGCGCAACACAGAGCGCUCCCACAGUGCCGGCCUUCGACGUCCUCUUCUCCUCGUGCGCGCGGGAGAAGAAGCUCUCCCGAGCCACGCUCGCCUACCGCGCCAUGCGCGCGCACGGCCUGCUACCGACCGUAGUCUCCUGCAACGUCUUCAUCUCCACCGCGCUGCGGCUGCGGCGCCCCGAGGUCGCCAUCUCUUUCUUCCGGGAGAUGCGCCGGUGCCGGAUGUCGCCUAACGUGUACACGGCCAACAUGGUGAUGCGCGCACACUGUGCCCUGGGGCGUGUCGCGGAGGCAGCCCAGGUGCUCGAUGAAAUGUCAGACUGGGGGAUUUCUAGAACGCCAGCCAGUUUCAACACGCUAAUUGCCACGUACUGCAGGGAUGAUGGUGGAAUGGAGCCCGCAUUGAGGCUGAAGAAGAGGAUGGAGCAGGAGGGGCUCAUGCCGAAUGAGGUGACAUACAACGCGAUCGUGCACGGAUUGUGCAAGAAGGGAAACAUGCGCCGGGCAAACCAGUUGGUGGGUGAGAUGAGGGCAAAUGGGGUGAAGCCAAACACGGUCACAUUCAACACGCUGAUUCGUGGAUAUGUGAGGCUUGGCGAUAAUGAGUCGGCAUCAAGGGUUCAUGAGGAGAUGGUGAAGGCUGGUGUGGGGGUCGAUAUGGUGACAUAUAAUGCACUCAUUCUUGGGCUAUGCAAUGAAGGAAAGGUGAAGAAGGCCGGGCAUUUGGUUCAGGAGCUUUGCAGGACAAACCUUGAGCCGAAUGCGUCAACUUUCAUGUCACUGAUUGUUGAGCAGUGGAGGAGUCAGAACUCCGAACGAGCACUGGAUCUAUUGAAUGCAAUGAUUAAAAGUGGCUUCCAUCCAAAUUAUGAUGCAUAUAAGAUGGUUGUAUCCACUUUCUGCAAGAACAAGGAUUUUGAAGGAGCACUUGAUGUCUUGAAGGAUAUGCUUGCAAGGUGCAUGGCUCCAGAAACGAACUUGUUGCAUGAAUUCUUUGAAGGCCUCUCUGAAGCUAAAAAACUGCAUCUGGUAGAGGACCUCCGUUCAGUGGCCAAUGGUGCAAGGUUUAUUCCUGAUGUUUACUAUACUGGUGAUUAUAGGAAUGAAGAUAAAGAGAAGAACGAAUGUUAACAUGCAUUCUGGACUACUAAAUCUCAUGAAUAUCGAAAAUGUGUUGGUCAAGUGGACUAAGAUGGUUUAAAGAAGUCAAGAAUUCCAAUCUUUCUAUUUGUGCUGAGGUGAAACUUGUUUAGGUGUGUGUUUCGGAGUUUUUUCCCCGCAUAUUUCCACUUAUUGGUUCAGCCAUCCUUGCAGCACCUAGUUUGUGUAGAUCAUCAAAAUGCAAAUUCUGUUGAAGGACAACCUACCAAAAUUUUGGAAGCAGUGUAAUCAUGGGAACCUGUUGUACUGCAUGCCACACAGAUGGUGUCUAUGAAAACAAAAACUUUCAUAAUCAGAGGUUAGUAUCUUUGCACUUUUCUGUAAUGACUUCUAUUUUCAUCUAUUAUGGUUUGCCUUUCUGAAACUACUUUGAAUUUUACUGUCGGUAGUUGGUUACAUGUUUGUGUAUGUACAACAUCUAUGGUUCACUCUUUCAUUUGAUAUGCAUUGAAACAGGUUGCAGUUAUAUUGUCGGUAACUUUGGUAUGUACAUCUGGAAAGUUCUACUUUCGCACACUUUCAUCUGCACAUGAAACAAAUUCUUCUGUAUUUGCAACUUUAAAAUGCCAAUUGAGUUGCCGUAAAGAUCUAGUCAAUGAAAAGUUUAGUAGCUUUCAGCGUUGAAUAUAAAAUUUUUUGAACUUCACAUGUAUUAAUUCACAUUUCAUGUUUCAGGGUGCAUACAUUGGAAGUGGACACCUGUACUAACAUAUCAAGGAAACCUGCAAUAUUUUGUCAAAUAAGAAAACUGGAAAACACAUCUUAUAGUUUUUUCACAUGUAUAGUUUGGUAUAUCCAAGGUAUUGUAGUUGUAGAUAACGAAUUUACUGAUUUGUACAAAAUUUCAAUCUUGCAUUAGCGCUCCACAAAAUUGUAACUGCCGUCUUGCUAGAUAAAUGUUCUUUUUGGUUUCUCUGCAAGUUUAUAUCAAUAUAUUAUUUCCUGACUACUUGAGGUGUAGUUAAAGUAAGCUUUAAUCUUCAAUACUCGUGGAAAGGAGCUUGCCUAAAUAGAUACGAUGCGACAGGUCUUCGAUACGCAAGUGGCAACACCUAAGAAUUACUCUUGCUUUUAUAGAAAGCAAAUGUAAGGUACAUACGCACAAGACCUGCUGGGGAUACCAGUUUGAAACUAAGGACAGCCACCAUGAGGACGCAGCCUCCAAAAGAGAAACAGAGCAAAGUCUGGACAGAACAAGUUACUAAAGAAAGAAGAAGCAUCAACUGCCCGCAACAGAAACGCCUUGUCGAUGAUGAAAAUACUCCAAACCACAGCACGCACCCCCUCGGUUUUGCUGACAACACUCAGGUAAAGCUUCUCCCGACAAAAGGAAGCAGAGGAGCGACUCCAGCAUAGAACACAGGAGUAAUCUUCAGAAGCAGCUAACAGCGAAGAAAAUUAGAUGAAGCAGUAUCCGGAGUCUUCUCUUCCACUCCUGAAACGACUGGACCCACUACACCUGUUCGCCCCACCCCCUCUAUCUUGGUCUGUUCACCAGUGCGUAUCAGAACCUUCCAUUUCUGCACAAAAACACAGAAUUUAAAUAUCAACUCGAUUGGGAAUCUAAAAAAUUUGCCUUCAA
This is a messenger RNA of Panicum virgatum (switchgrass), 3173 nucleotides long. RefSeq names its product pentatricopeptide repeat-containing protein At4g26680, mitochondrial. NCBI's taxonomy places the organism in Eukaryota, Viridiplantae, Streptophyta, Magnoliopsida, Poales, Poaceae. The record is from RefSeq and is a predicted model, not a curated record. The transcript is spliced from 2 exons. Bases 32 to 1561 code for a protein of 509 amino acids. Gene Ontology annotation, molecular function: protein binding.